UUGAGGUCAAUUGUGAAGCAUGAACCAGAAGUCAAGGAGUGAGAGUUAGAGGAGGAAAAGGUGGACAAGGACGAGGAAGGACAGUUGUCCCUAGGGCUACAUUGGUUGACCAUGUGCUACAAGGGAGGCUGGGCAGAGAGUUCAGCUACCUGAGCCGCUAGGAUGCAUCUUUCAUCCGUACAUUCAGAAAUGAGAACCAAGCGGCACAGCCAUGAGCCAGCCGAGCUCCCCGUCCUCCAGACCCGCGCUGACAUUUUGCCCGUCCCCCUAACACCAGCACCACGCCACCAUGAAGAGGCAAAACGUGAGGACCCUCGCCCUCAUUAUCUGCACCUUCACUUACCUGAUUGUCGGCGCCGCGAUCUUCGACGUGCUGGAAUCCCGGAAGGAGACGACCCAGAGGAGGGAGCUGCAACAGAAGAAAGAGAAGCUGCUCAAGACCUUUAACCUGUCCACGGAGGACUUUGACGAGCUGGAGAAUGUGGUGCUGGAGCUCAAGCCGCACAAAGCCGGGAUGCAGUGGAAAUUCGCCGGCUCGUUUUACUUCGCCAUCACUGUGAUCACCACCAUUGGAUAUGGCCAUGCAGCCCCUAGCACAGAUGGAGGGAAGGUGUUCUGCAUGCUUUACGCCGUCCUGGGCAUCCCGCUCACCUUGGUCAUGUUCCAGAGCGUGGGUGAGCGGAUCAACACCUUCGUCAGGUACCUGCUCCACCGCCUGAAGAAGUGCCUUGGCAUGAGACGGACUGAGGUCUCCAUGGUCAACAUGGUGAUCAUCGGCUUCAUAUCCUGCAUGAGCACACUGUGCUUGGGGGCGCUGGCCUUCUCACACUUUGAGGGAUGGAGCUUCUUUCAUGCUUACUACUACUGCUUCAUCACGCUCACCACCAUCGGCUUUGGGGACUACGUAGCGCUGCAGAAUGAGCACGCUCUGCAGAACAAGCCGGAGUAUGUGGUCUUUAGCUUCAUCUACAUCCUGACGGGCCUGGCUGUGAUCGGAGCCUUCCUCAACUUGGCAGUGCUGCGGUUCAUGACCAUGAACGCCGAGGAUGAGAAGAGGGAUGCUGAGCAGAGGGCUCUCCUCGCUCAUAACGGUCAGGCGGGUGGACACAUUCACUGUUCCGUAGACCAGGCCUCCUCCUCCUCCACACCAUCCGUGUGCGGCGGAGGAAGCGCAGUUGAAGGGAUUGGGGGUGGGUCGGGGAGCCGAGGUCUACGUAACGUUUAUUCCGAAGUGCUCCACUUCCAAUCCAUGUGCUCUUGCCUUUGGUACAAGAGUAGAGAGAAGCUGCAAUACUCCAUACCCAUGAUCAUCCCACGUGACCUCUCCACUUCGGACACCUACAUGGAGCAUGGAGAGGCUUUUUCCAACACACUGCACUCUAACGGCUGCGUGUGCAGCAUGCAGCGCCACUCAGGCAUCAGCUCAGUUUCCACUGGUCUGCACAGCAUUAACACCUACAGAAGACUCAAGAAACGCAGAAGCUCCAUCUAAACCUGGAGGACUUCAUCCUUUAAAAUCGAGUCCUACCUUCUACUGUGGUACUAGAUUAUCUGAGGACAUCAGGGAAGCACAACUCCAGCCCUAAAGACACAGUACUCCAGAUGUGUGCUUCUUUCUGGCAAGAGCCUGCUGCUGUCUCCAGACUCAUGUAUUUAACAUCCAUUAUCUCAGCACAAACCAUUUAGGGAUAGCAUAGUAACUGAUGUCACUGAGAAAUAAUGUUAAUGGUUGUUUGAGAAGCAUUCAUUACACAAACUCUGAGACUGUUGCUGUUAGAAGACAGGGGAAAAACACACGUGUGCAGCUCUCUCUGCACUUCUGAAUUCCAAUAUUAAAUGUCAUAAUAUUGAAUUCAGUAUUUUCUUUGUUCAUAAGACAGAAUUUCAUGUUCUAAUAUAUAUAAAGGGACAAAGUACACUGUGAGACAUGUUUUCAAGAGGGAUUGUAUAUAAUGCCCCGCUAUGAAGAAAUAUUUUAUUGAAAAAUCCACUUUUUCCAAAAAGACUCUUAAUCUUUGCUUGUAAGAAUUAUACUCACCGCAGUGAAAUUGAAAGGUGUAUAUAUUUGGACACUUAACUUGUAGGUGUUGAGGGUUGAGGGAAAGCUUAUUUUUACAGUGAAAGAUUUAAAUAUAUAUAUUCUCAGUGUCUUCUUCUGUGCGUCUGUAACUAAAGUGCAGGUUCAAGCCAAA
This is a messenger RNA of Perca fluviatilis (European perch), 2192 nucleotides long. RefSeq names its product potassium channel, subfamily K, member 3a (gene kcnk3a). Gene Ontology annotation, molecular function: open rectifier potassium channel activity; potassium ion leak channel activity. Gene Ontology annotation, biological process: stabilization of membrane potential; potassium ion transmembrane transport. Gene Ontology annotation, cellular component: membrane. The record is from RefSeq and is a predicted model, not a curated record. NCBI's taxonomy places the organism in Eukaryota, Metazoa, Chordata, Actinopteri, Perciformes, Percidae. The transcript is spliced from 3 exons. The coding region runs from base 290 to 1492 and encodes 400 amino acids.